AUGACUACGACAUUCGAACAUCUUUCCGAUGAAAUUAUUAUUUCAAUUAUCGAAUAUUUGACCUUGGAAGAAUUUACCUCGAUAUUCGGAACAUUGAACGAACGUUUCUCAUGUAUUAUUUAUAACCACCCAUGGACACAACAUCGGCUCACUAUUCGAAAGAUGAACAAAGACGCGCUCCAAGCCAAAUUGACGUUCAUUGAAGAAAUGAAAUUAGUCUCCCGAAUAUCUUCGAUUGAUAUUUGUCCAUAUAGUAUUUUUCGAAGUAUCGAAGACUUUUGUCAAAUUCAAUCAAUGAAAAAUUUUCGCAUGUUAAGAGCCCUAUCGUUAACUCACAUCACAUUAGGUGAAGUUGAAGCAAUUUUUACCCCAGAAUGUCUCACUAACCUUGAUAAGCUUACUCGUGUUCGUUUGAUAUUUUCACUCGGAAUCGAACAAAACGAUUAUUGCCGUCGAAUGGAACAAAUACUUGCAAGAAUUCUCACCCACCCAUCUCUUCGAUACUUUACACUCAACAUCGCCCGAUCACCAGACUUCUCUGAACUUAACUCACUAUCAUCACUCGAAUACUUCGAGAUCGAUUAUUGUAGGUUUCAAAGUUUGUACAAACUGCUCGAAUUCUCCCCGAAUCUUCGACAUCUAUCUGCGAGAAUCGGCAUUCAUAAUGACAUCAAUGUCGAACUGAAUCCAACGGUCUCCAUGUUGACAUCUCUCAAAUUGACAUUGAGUAUUCCAGCUUACGAUCAAAUGACGACUUUCCUUAAAAAGUUUCCAAAGCUACAGAAACUUCACGUUCUGACAUACUCAUUGAUCGAGCCAUUAACGUUCACCGAGACUUGGCAUUCAUUCAUCACCGAUCACCUUCCUGUUUUAACAAGGUUCAAACGGGAAUGUAAAGUCACACUAGAUAGCAUUGGUCAGUUCGUUGAAUUCUUCCACUGGCCAAACGGAUGGAUUUCAAAAGAUAAAAUUGUCUUCGAAGGGUCAAAUUAUUCCAAAAUAACAAUCGUUAAUGUUCGAUAUUAA
Adineta ricciae is the source of this 1026-nucleotide messenger RNA. Lineage: Eukaryota; Metazoa; Rotifera; Eurotatoria; Adinetida; Adinetidae. The record is from the annotation of a GenBank genome assembly.